CUGAAAACGCGGACCCCCUUAAAACCCUAGAGUUUUGCUUCCCACAAAGGAAGGAAACAGAGCCCAGCGUCGCUGCAACACCAUUCUCUCGGCCUCCUCUUCAUCGGGUCAGCAGCAGCAAACAGGGUUAUUGAAAAAAUGGCAUACCAAGCAGUGAAGUCGGCAAAGGUUGGUAUGGAGGAGCCUCAGGAGCAGGUUCAUAAGAUUAGGAUCACACUUUCCUCCAAAAACGUCAAGAACCUCGAGAAAGUUUGUUCUGAUCUGGUUCGUGGGGCCAAGGAUAAGCGACUCAGGGUGAAGGGACCUGUAAGAAUGCCCACCAAGGUUCUUCACAUCACUACUAGGAAGUCUCCUUGCGGUGAAGGAACUAACACCUGGGAUACAUUUGAGCUCCGAGUUCACAAGCGGGUGAUUGACCUUUUCAGCUCUCCGGAUGUGGUGAAGCAAAUCACCUCGAUCACUAUUGAGCCUGGUGUAGAAGUUGAAGUUACAAUUGCUGAUUCUUAACUUUCUUUGUCAGAGCGUCAUAGUUAGGUAGCAGGUGGUGGCUGGGAAUGUUACAUGUCCAACCCCACCUCCUUAUGCUUCAAUAUUCAUGGCACAUAGCGAGUGCUUUUUUGGUUUACAGUUUUGAAGUGUAGACUACUGGUGGGAUGAGAGGAAUAUUCAGUUCUUUAUGAAUUUUAAUUUUGAGCUUCAUGUAAAAUUUUCUUUUAUACUCUCAAUGUGUGGAACUUUGGGUUGCAAAUGUUACAUGUAUUAGUAUGAUUUUUC
Molecule: messenger RNA, 774 nt
Organism: Coffea eugenioides
Lineage: Eukaryota; Viridiplantae; Streptophyta; Magnoliopsida; Gentianales; Rubiaceae
Product: 40S ribosomal protein S20-1-like
Exons: 4
Coding region: 139-507 (122 amino acids)
Biological process (GO): translation
Cellular component (GO): ribosome; cytosolic small ribosomal subunit
Molecular function (GO): RNA binding; structural constituent of ribosome
Source: RefSeq, a predicted model, not a curated record